This is a messenger RNA of Culex pipiens pallens (northern house mosquito), 6600 nucleotides long. RefSeq lists its product as uncharacterized. Bases 3157 to 4308 code for a protein of 383 amino acids. The record is from RefSeq and is a predicted model, not a curated record. The transcript is spliced from 2 exons. Lineage: Eukaryota; Metazoa; Arthropoda; Insecta; Diptera; Culicidae.
ACCAAGCAUUAACAUUAUUAUUAUUGAGCAAUUCCAGCUCAAAUCAGGAUUUUUUCUGGUACUUUUGUACCCGACCCUCUCCGAUUUCAAUGAAACUUUCUAGACAUGUUAUCCUAGGUCUAUGUAAGCCAUUUUUGUGCCUACAACAUUAAUAAAUCAUUAACUUUUUUGCAGUAGAGUUAUUAAUUAAAGUUAUUUAUGAUACAUCCUAAUUUAUAGACUAGAGCCAACGUCUGCUCUGCUUUUUAUGUACUAAGCUACACAUAAAAAUAGGUAAGGUAAAACUGCUCUUAGGAAGACUUUUUGGAACAGUUGAAAAAAAAAUCUUGCAUGGUUAGGUUUCCCACAAGAAAAGCUAUCGUACCAAAAAAAAGUAUGAACCGUCAUCAGGUGUGACAUUAGGUCUAGGGGGUGAGAUUGGGUCAUACAAAUUUUAGCAAUUUUGUAUGACUGUAUCUCACCCACCAGACCCAAUGUCACCCUGAUGACGGUAUUCAUUGAAAUGUUUGCAAUUGCUCAUUAACUAUGUUUAUCACUGCCCGCAUCACUUUGUUCCAAUAAUUCUCCACGCAGAUACACAUCGUAGCUUGUGUGCUAUCUUGUGACACCUCCCAUCUUUUUCAGCAGACGGGUCACAAGAUAGCACACAAGCACAUGUUGAAGUUUUCAGUCAUUACAAGAGGAAUAUUUAACCAAGUCAUAAAAAAGACGAUGGAGAGGGGGGGAGGAGGGGGGGGGGUUCUUGGUAAUAAAUCUAAAAUCCAGUAUUAUUUUAGUACAUUUGUUGAAUUCUUGAAUAUGAAGAAAGAUCAUAAGGCGAUUGCCAUAUCUGACUUUUUGAUCCGAUUCGUGAAUAGAGUAGAGUAGAUCCACUUUGACUUUUUUUAGAAACAUGCAAAUUUUGAUCUUUCCAGCAAGUAUGAGCAAAAUUUGCUAUACACUGUCUGAAAGUACAUUAAAUUUCACGACAGAAACUGCAUACGAGACUUUGGUCACACCCGUUCAAAAUUGUUCCUGAAGAGUUGAAAUUCGAAAAAAUCUUGAAAAUAGUUAAUGCUUUCUUUCGUUUGAAUAGCUUAAAAGGAGGGAGGGGUCAAUUAAAAUUCCAAGAACAGUAGAAUUAACGACUUUUAAAUACCUUUCGAAUGCAGCCAAAAGAAUCAAAUGGUUUAAAAUUGGCUGAGUUAUGCAAGUUUUAAGAAAAAAUAUUUUUUGCGAGUUUUGAAGUUCCAGCUACUAGAAAUAACAAAAAUGUCUGCACUCUCAAAGCCGCCAAAAAUUCAAAUUCCAUCCAAUCUUGCUCAAAAUUUGUGAAAGUGUUUUUGAAGGUAUGAGAAAAAAUAGAAAAAUACUAACACUACUGAAAUUUAACUUUCAUUUUUUGAUUUUUGUCACACUGUGCGUGGGUUCGUAUUAGCCCUACACAGAAAAAAAUAACUGUUGUUUACAUCGUGUCAGUUUUGCUCCCACUUUGAUGAUAAUUACCAAGUUUUUCGCCGUGAUUUACUACACGCGACGUGAUCGAUCGUACUAUUCGCGUCAUCGUCCAUUUCGGCGAAGUGAAGUUUACACUAGUUAGUGACUCUAUAGUUAAAUAAGAUUAAGUUAAUUUUCCUGCAAUUUUCAUCUCCUGACUCGCUCGUGCAUCGUCGCCUCUCGCUUACCACGUCUAACGUUUGGCUGCCAGCCUCAGGCUUGGCAUUACAGACAAACCAUGACGCGUCCACAGCUCUGUGCUGCCGAUGUCUGUAGCAACCCUGGCGUCAGACACAACAACAAACUCAUUCAGUGCUACGGCGGCUGCGAUAAGAGUUUUCACUGGAAGUGCAUCGGGAUGACUGCCGGCGGUUCAUCUGCACAACCCAGGAAUGUUUUGGUUCUGCGAGAACUGUAAAAACAAUUCGCUGUUUCGACUGCAUCGCAAGGUUGGCUACAUCAACGAAUCAGUUGAGGCGUCUCGGAUUCUCCUGAGAAGGGUGGAAACCAACCUCGAGUCAAAAAUUGAAACCUGCUUCAACAUGAUUCGAAGCCUCGCCAAGGUGAACUCCUUAUCGAACGCAACUCUCAGAGCUUGCUAUGGUGAUCAUCGUGACACAACCGCUUUGGAUCUCUCCCUUCGUUCGAAUGCUGACAUGGCCACCGAUUCUGCUGCUGAUGCGAACGGGAAACGUAAACUCAGCGAGGACAGCGUUGAUGACGACGCCGACGUCGAUGCCGCUGUUCCCGAAGGCCCAUCGAAACGUGUCAGGAACCUUCAACAAAGCCCUUCUCCUGCCGCUGACGACCUGGCCGAUCUUCCUACUCCAACUUUGGCUUAUGUGGCCGUUCCUGCAAGCGCCACAACACCGCACGUUGAGCCUCCCGAGCAGCCGAAUCUUCCUGCUCAAGCCAUCGAACCUGUGGUUGCACCAUCUACAGUUUCCUCAGGUAACUACAUUACAUAUGUCCGGCCGAGGCAGGACGCGAUACUGCACCACCAUCAAGUGAUUUUCAAUCCAGCCAGUACUAUGUCCUGUUCGACGACGACGGCAACAUAAUCCAGCGAACUCCUGUGACACCACCCUUCAUUGUACAACCUGCGCUUUCUGUCGACGUUGCUGAACCUUCCAUCGAGCCAACAGCUGACUACGAGACUGCCAUGGAUACUUCAACAGGCCUUCCGAAUGACCAGCAGCCUGCCGUUGAUCUUCCUGGUCUUGGCCAACCGGCUCAGCCCAACGUGACUGAACAACUCCUCAUUGCCAACCCUCCGAGCCAACACAAUAUUGUCCAACCCCGCGUUUCAUCCGUCUCCGCAACCUGUGCCAUCCCCGUGGGACAGCACACGCACAGCCGAGCUGAAUUUCACUCAGAUUUCCAACAAGUUCCAGUUAACUUCUCGAGCCAUCCUGAUGUUUUCGGACCCUGCUGCUCAUCCAACACCGCAACGGUUUCCACCUCCGUGGGACAGUCCACGCCAAACAGAGCCGUGCCGAGCCUCGUGCAUUUUUUGUUUUUCGGUCAGGUAACACUAUUUCGGGUGUAUGUCCGGCCGAAGCCUCAGUUACUGCCGCCCCCUCAUCAGAAAUCCAAACUGUUACAGCAAACAUCUCAGACCAACCCGGCGUGUUUAGGUCUGUCGCCACGCCACGCCACGCCAGAGCAAACCGUGUUGCUAUGACCACCAGUUCCAUAGGACCUGCUGUGCAGAACGCGAAUUUCCCAGUAUCGCAAUUCAUCCAGCCAGUUAACUCGACAACCAGCUACUACCACCUUGGACAAAAUCCACCAGUCGCCGGACGAUACCACUCAGCCUUGCAGAACGUGACUUCCCCGGCACCGCAUUUCAUCCAGCCAGGUAAUUUGACAACCGGUAUAUGUCCGGCCGGAGCACCCAGCACUGCCCCGCCUCUCAGUGGUUCUCAACCCGUUCCAGUAAACACGACGACCAGCUUCAACCGCCAUGGACAAAAUCCACCAGUCGCCGGACGAUACUACUCUGUCUUGCAGAACGUGACUUCCCUGGCACCACAAUUCAUCCGGCCAGGUAAUUUGACUACCGGUAUAUGUCCGGCCGAAGCACCCGGUACUGCCCCGCCUCUCAGUGGUUUUCAACCCGUUCCAGUGAACGCGACGACAAGCUUGGGUGACUUUAACCAGAGUCAGCUCCGAUGGUCUCCUGCCUUAAGUGGACAUUUUUUCGUUGAUAGCAACAACUCCACCGUAGCCCCCCUAGCAGCUCGGUUAUUGGAUGAACAACACAUGGCAGACCUUCUUCAAAUUAACGGUGUUACAAACGAGAACAACUCGAUCCUCGACCUAUGUCUCAUCAGCAGCGAUAUGGUGGGAAGGUCCAAAAUCUGCAGAGCCCCAGAACCUCUCGUCAAGGAAGUCAGAUAUCAUCCCCCAUUACACCUGUGCAUCGAUGAUUGUCAGCCGCUUGAAUUUUCCGAUGUCAAUGCAAAAACCUACUACGACUACAAGAAUGCUGAUUUCCAACGCAUGAACAUCUUUUUCAACACCAUUAACUGGGACGCUACCAUCUCCAGCAGCGAUGUGCACUCUGCAGCGUUGAAGCUAUCCCAUGUGGUUCUGUACGCAGUCGACCAAUUUGUUCCUAAAAAGACCCACAUUCCCCCUGCCACUCCCGAAUGGUCUACCCCAGCCCUCAAAAAGCUGAAAUCCUCCAAGAGAGCUGCCUUGAAAAAGUUUUCCAAGUGCCCUAUUAGUGUCAAUCGCUUAAAUUUGAAUCAGAUCAGCAACGACUACAGGCGGUUGAAUAAGUCACUGUUCCUCGCUCACCAAUCUCGUGUUCAGAACCGCCUCUAACAAAAUCCUAAAGGCUUCUGGAAGUUCGUAAAUGAGCAACGAAAGGAGUCUGGUCUUCCGUCAACUAUGAUCCGUGACGGGGUGGAAGUCUCAACCUCAUAUGAGAUUUGUGAUGCCUUCCGUGUUCAAUUUUCGAGCGCUUUUGCUGACAACAACCUAAUCGACCCUGAUGUUGCUGCGGCAGCUGACUCGGUUCCUGAUUCCGGUCUUGUCUGCUCCGACCUUCAAGUCUCUCGGGAGGACUUUAAUGCAGCGUGUUCGAAAUUGAAAAAUUCCACGUCCCCCGGACCUGACGGAGUUCCCGCAAUCGUUAUCAAAAAGUGUGCAAAUAGCCUCUCGGAGCCACUCCUUCGAAUCUUUAAUUUAUCACUUUCUCUUGGAGUUUUCCCCAAUAACUGGAAGGAGUCAUAUGUGUUCCCAGUGUUUAAAAAGGGUUGCAAGCAAGACGUUAAAAACUAUCGCGGUAUUGCCGCCCUCUGUGCAGUCUCCAAGUUGUUUUAAGUAAUUGUUUUGGAGUUUCUUCGCCACAACUUAUCGCACGUCGUCUCCGAUGACCAACACGGGUUUUUCCCUAAACGUGCCACCAAUACGAAUCUUGUCACUUACAUUUCCAAGAUCCAACGUGCGAUUAGCGAUGGCUAUCAAGUCGACGCCAUCUAUACUGACCUCUCUGCGGCAUUUGACAAAAUUAACCACCGUAUAGCAAUUGCGAAACUUCGGCGUGUUGGCCUACACGGUUCUUUGCUUACGUGGGUUAACUCCUACCUGACCGGAAGAACUAUGUUGGUUAAAAUCUCCGAUAACUUGUCUUCACCAUUUUCUGUUACCUCGGGUGUUCCACAGGGAAGCCAUUUAGGGCCGUUUCUUUUCCUGUUGUAUAUCAAUGAUGUCAAUUUCCUGCUUCGCUGUUCUAAACUAUGCUACGCUGACGAUUUUAAAUUGUAUGCUAUAAUUAAGAAAUUGUGUCCCGCCCGUGUGGAUCAAUCGGACCGCGCACUGGACUCACAAUCCAGAGGUCGCCGGUUCGAAUCCCGCGGCGGGCGCUCUAAAAAUUCUUUGUGUAAAUAUGGGUAUUCGGCGCCGUCGCUCCGUGCCAUACUUUCAUACACUUAGGAGCCCAGGGCGGCGAAGUCCUUGUAGAUAAAAGGAAGACACUAGUGGUUGGUACUAGCAAUGGUGGCCGACAGCUAUAAAGUCAACUUCGUUUUCGUCGCUAUAAUUAAGAGGCCUACUGAUAUGGAAAAUUUGCAAGCUCAGGUUGAUUUAUUUGCUGACUGGUGCCGCUUGAAUCAGAUGGUUCUCAAUCCUUCUAAAUGUUCGACAAUUACAUUCACCCGUAAACGCUGCCCAACGUUUUUCAGUUACAAAAUUCUUGGUAACCCACUUACUCGUGACUCUUUUGUAAAGGAUUUAGGCGUGUUGUUGGAUUCGAAGCUUUCUUUUAAAAAUCACAUUUCCUAUUUGUGCUAGAAGGCUAGCUAGGAAUGAUUUUUAGAAUGACCAAAUAUUUUCGCGACGUCAAUUGCCUAAAAAUUCUCUAUCUUGCCUUAGUUCGCUCCACCCUAGUGUACGGUUCAGUUGUGUGGGCUCCAUAUUAUCAUAAUGACAUUGGACGAAUCGAAGCGAUUCAACGUAAAUUUACAAGAUUUGCUUUAAGACAGGGGUGCCCAACCUUUUGGCCCUGCGGGCCAGAUCUGAUUUUUCUGAGGCAGUGGCAGGCCGGAACUAAUAUUUGAUAAAUGUUGAAAGUAAGUAUUUUUUUCAAUUUUCUUAUGAUUGGGUGUUGAGCAGUGCGUGGCCGAAUGGUUACGCUGUCCGCUUUGUAAGCGGAUGAUUCUGGGUUCGAUUCCCAUCUGCUCCAACCUUCCAUCGGAUGAGGAAGUAAAAUGUCGGUCCCGGCCUUGGUUGUUAGGCCGUUAAGUCAUUCCAGGUGUAGGAGUCGUCUCCAUGCCAUAAGUACAAACAACACACCAAACCAAGCCUACUCCGGUGGAAUCGCUGGCGGCGGUUGGACUCGCAAUCCAAAGGUCGUCAGUUCAAACACUGGGGUGGAAGGUUCCUUGGAGUAGAAAGAGGUUUGGGUGCUCUCCCCAUUCAAGCCUUCGGACUCCUAGGUUCUAGCAGAAACUUGCAAUAGAGACCACAAAAGACCCGGGGGUCGUUAAUGUGGAUGGUUUGAUUUGAUUUGGGUUCUUCUAAAGUAAAUAAAUAAAAGAACUAGUGUUCAAAAUAUGAUUCAUAUAUCUUGAAUUUAAGAAUGAAAAACAAAGAUAACAUUAAACAAUGUUUUUA